AUGGAUAUUGCAAGACCUUCCAAUUCUUGUUCUGUUUCUAGUUACAUUUCUUCUCAGGGGAGAAAAUCUAAAUGGUGUGAGAAAGCCACAGAGUUUCUCUGCAGUGCCUGCUUGCUGUGCAUUUCGUGCCCAUUAGCCGUUGUCUGGUGUUGCAUCAAGGUUCCGUGCAAGGUCGGAUGGCAUGCCGCGCAGCAUGCAAGGCACUGUGCUUGUGGAUCAGAGAAGAGAGUUUAUGCAUCCUAUUCUUCAUUUUCUGACAUUGACUUGGAUAUUCUGCCUGGUAAGGCUCAUAGCACAUGCUCCGAAACAUUGAAAGCUCCUUGGCAACGUAAGAAGUCUGCAGCAAACAAAACCUUAAACUAA
Prunus armeniaca (apricot) is the source of this 363-nucleotide messenger RNA. The record is from the annotation of a GenBank genome assembly. Lineage: Eukaryota; Viridiplantae; Streptophyta; Magnoliopsida; Rosales; Rosaceae.